AUGAAGGACGAUCAAUUAAAAUGGGCAAAUGAAGGAAUGUCGCAACUUAACUCAACAAAAAUCACGACCAGUCGGUUCCUUAACCGCAGUGUCCAGACUAAGUUUCGUGAUUCAGAAGCUCAAACAGACCCUUACUCGCCCGAGUACACCAUCCCUGCCGGUGAAAUCCCGCAACUGUUGUUGCUAAUCAACUUAUCUUACGGAAGAGGGCUGCCAGCUGGUCAAAAAGAAGUUGAAUUAAUUGAACGGGCCCAUAAACGAAUUAUUGAGGAGGAAAAAAUGACUAAAAUGACCCAUAAGCAACGUAUUCGUUACCGAAAUAAGCUCGAACAGGAGGAGUGGGACUACAGAACUAAAGAAAUCGAGGCAUUGCAGGAACUUAGACUACAGGCGCUCGCACAAUUGCUUCGUAUAAGAGAAGAAAAGCGUCAAGAAUUGGUCUCUCAGUGGAUUGAUCGACGCUGGAAACGCCGACAAAAGCAGAAAGAAGAAGCUAUCAAAAAAAUUCGUGCAGAAUAUGCAGCCGCUAUUCGGCAGAUGCUGCGUAGUAUGGAUCGACAGCGUAAAUUAUCAAAACCCGACAAAAUCACAAUCUACUCACAGCCAGGAUCGCAGGCAUAUGCGCCUCUUACUCGAAUCGGUGUUUUUCCUGACCGUGGGUCCGAGCGUUACAAAGUUAAAAGUCACUUUUUGGAGUCGUACUCAGGGCUCCUGGAAUUAGAGAAGUUCAUUCCAGAAAGAAUGAUUGAUCAUCCCAUUGCAAUAAAGAAGCCUUCGAAAUUUACCAAGGACGGCUUCCUCAAACGCUCAUAUCGUUGGCAAACUGAACUGGAGUCACUGCACGAGUUCAUGGCGUCUCUCGGUCGAAGUGAAGUUAAUGCAGCAAAACCAAUGAGGUUCCUCCAUAAAAUCGAAAAGCCUGCUCCACGUCCAUCAACUCCAUCAGUUCCUAGAGUCGACAAAGUACAAAUGGCGGGUGAGUUGGCGAUUAUCGAGCUGCAACGCAUGCUUCGCGGUCGAGCCAUGCAGACGAUGAUGCACGAGGCCCGCGGAAAGCGCCAAUUGCUGAUCGAUGAACUUCGAUCAACACACGCCGUUACUCGUGAUGAUCGUGCAGAGAAGAGGCGACAGAUGUUGACUGUUCGUACCGACCAAACACGCUACCAAAAUCUACGACACGAGGACAGCCUUUCACAUGAGAUUCUAGAACGUCUCGAUUCUACCAUUCUCGGAGACAUGUUGGACUUUUUAAGCAAAGAGUUGGAUCGCUUAAUUGUCGACCAACGCAUCCGAGACUACAUGCGAGAGGCGCAACGAGAGCGACGCGUUCGCGAGGCCGAGGAGAGCGGCAAACGGCAGUUCGAGGAGCGACGACGACGCGAGACCGAUGAAUAUUUCAGACAGGUUAUCAAAGUACACCAGGUCUCUGUUGAUGGAUUCUUCGACUCCUUCAUGUCCACCACAAUCGAGUCAUCCGCCGAAGUGCAGGCUGUUGAGGAGUUUGAGAAGCUCGCCAAGCGUUGGCCCGUUGAAGUGCGCAAAAAAGAGCAACAACUCUCGCACGAAGAAGAGGCGGCCGAUCUCGUCUACAAUUUUCUCAUUCCUGAGGCAAGCCUCUGUUUAAAUCUGCUAAAUAGUUCUCAGCUGAAAGCCUACAAGGCUUUGUUGGAUCAACGCGAGAGAAAGUAUCUACACGCCGCUCAUAGCGAGAUUUUCCAAGAAGUCGAAACAGGCUCACUGAGUACUGAAAUUCGCGACUAUGAGGACAACAGGACGGAUCAAGGGACAUGCACUGAGAACCCAGAAUCCGAGAACAAUAGAAACCUCAAGGAGAAUGCGUCAAAGAAACCGUAG
This is a messenger RNA of Mesocestoides corti, 1854 nucleotides long. Lineage: Eukaryota; Metazoa; Platyhelminthes; Cestoda; Cyclophyllidea; Mesocestoididae. The record is from the annotation of a GenBank genome assembly.